CAAUAUCCCAUCCAGCCCUGCCCUCUGGCACUGGGAAGCCAGUCCCCCUUGUCCUGUCACUCCAGGCCCUUGUCCAAAGUCCCUCUCCAGCUCUCUUGUAGCACCUUUAGGCACUGGAAGGAGCUCUCAGUUCUCAUGAUUUGCCCUUAGUGAAGCCACGUUGGCUAUCACCAAUCACCUCCUUAUUUUCCAUGUGCCUUAGCAUAGCUUCCAGGAGGAUCUGCUCCAAGCUCUUUCCAGGCACUGAGGUGAGACCUGACCACCUGUAGUUCUCUGGAUCUUCCUUAUUCCUCUUUCUAAAAAAGAGGGCUACAUUUCCCCUUUUGGGGUCAGUGGGAACUCCUCUGGACUGCCUCAACCUCUCAAACACGAUGGAUGAUAGUGGCCAGGCCACUUCCUCUACCAGUCCCUCUGAGCCUGCGGGUGCAUCUCGUCAGGUCCCAUGGACUUGUGCACCUUCAGGUCCCUUCGACCUCCUCGACCCCAGUCCUCUCCUGCUGCGGGCAGUUCUUUGUUCUCCCACUCUCUGCCUUUGCCUCCUGCGACUUGGGCAGAGUGGCUGGAGCAGCUUGCCACGAAGGCUGAGUCAGAAACAUGGCCGAGUACCUCAGCCCUCCCCACGUCCCACGGAACUGGGGUGCCCAUUUCCUUUCUUAGAGGGUCCACAUUCUCCCGAGUCUUCCUUUUAUCACCGGUGUACCUAUAGAGAUUGCUCUGCUUGUUGCCCUUGAUGCCCCUGGCCAGAUUUAAUUCUGUCAGGCUUCAGCAUUCCUAACCUGAUCCCUGGCUGCUCACAAUCCUCCCUGGCUGCCUGUCCUUCCCUAGUAGGUGAGGAAGGAAGGAAAUCCAAGGAACCUCUCACCGUAGGUACUUCAGCAAUGUUUCUCCAUUCCCUGCUGCCUUAUGGAAGGGCAGGGCCCUGGGUCAGCUGCGGUGGUGGCUUCAAGAGGAAAAAGCAGGGAAGGGGCUGGGGUAUGGCAUGGUACGUUUCACGUGGAAUUGCUGGCUCCUGUCUGCUUUAGGGGGAUCAGGCCAGGUACAGGUGCGAGCAGGAGGCACAGGUCUCACAGACUGCAGAUGGCUGCAGCCAGAGACACAGGGCUGGCCACGUGCAGCUGCCCUGGGACACAUUCUACUAUUGAUUAUUGUAAAAGAUUCAUAAUAUAGCGAGAGCUUUAUGGCCAGUGUCUUGUCAUUUCGUAUUUAAGUUCUGUUGCCAUAUUUCUUUUAUUUUGCAAUAAAUAUUUUGCAAAGCCUACACUGAGGAGCUGUGCUAACACACGAGUGCGCGGCAGCUGCUCCGAGGUUACGCUGCGUGCUGGGCCGUGCUGGCUCAGCUGGGCCCCCUGGCAUGGGCUGGCUCUCCUGGAGGGAUCCUUGCCCCUGCCACCUCCCUGCCACCGCGCUGUCACCACAGCUGACUCUGCCAUGGGGUCGUUGUGCUUGAAUCACUGACAGCAAACAGCAGCUCCCCUACGGCUGUGCCAAACCUCGUCCCCGUGCCUUUGCAGGAGGCAGUGAGCCACGGGUGACACUGCCAGGGGAAGCCUCACAGUGCUGGAAAAUGGCAGCUGAAGGGACGAGUGAGACCUGGUGUGAAUAAAUACAAUAAAAAGGAGGAAAACCAGUCCUGACUGUUCCUCCUGGGAGAGCUCUGGAGUUACGUCCAAGCCCUAAGCAGCUGUCACCUGGCAGCAGCCCUCAGAAAAGUGCACAAGAACAAGUUUAGCCUCAGUGAAAGGAAGCUCGGUCUGGCUGCAAGAACUUGGAAGUAACCAUGGAAAAAACCUCCCGAGGAGUUACUCUCUAGGCACUAAACACCAACAAUUAAAGAUUCUACAUCUGGUCUCAUUUACACUGUGCUCUGGCAGAACUCUGGCAGCAUCAGCCUGGUGAACCUACUGCCUCCUGCAUAAGCAGGAUCAAAGUCAAGCCAUGGCUCCAACACCUGUUACCACCCUUGCUUUCACCAGGAUUCAUCAAGCAAGAAUUCCUAAGGAUUUGAUUAACUUUUCUGUAAUUCAGCAAAACUUGUAGUGGAAGGUAGUUUUCUUACUGACAGCUGAGACAUAAGAGGAUUUUUGCGUAAAGCAGAACUCCAAGUGUGUCUUUGAAUAUAGCAGGAUUAAUUAAUUACUCCAGUGUUACCUAUAACCCACAUUAGAUAAGUUAACACACAUUAUCAUUAGGCCUAUCCAGACCACUCAGAUUUCACUUCAAAAAAACCCAAACAAAAUGAACCCAUCACCUUGUGUCCUUUCUGACUGAAACUGAGUUUAGGAUAAGGAAUACCUCAGCUGGCAGUGCUAAGAAGGGAGGUGUUUCCAGUUCAGGUCACUGAGUAGACAGGUGACAUUCAUUCCAGGAUGCCCUCAGGUUUCAGGUUUUCUUCCCAAGGCAGCUGAUACAGCAUGACAAGUAAAAGUGUGGCAGUUCCUCAGGACAUUCAGGAGAGGUUAUUGAGGCCUGCCUGGUUCUCUGAACAGAGCUGACCCCUCUCAAGGCCCCAGGCUUGAAGCACAUCCAGGCAGAGCUCGCAGCAGACGGACCUGCAUGCCGGGCAGGCCCCCAGCCAGGCUACAGCACCUGGCAGGUGCCCUGCAGCCCCUUGGCUGCUCUGCAGCCCGCCAGGAGAUCUGCUGUGGUUCUGGAGUUCUCCCUAAAAUCUGUUUCCACUUCAGACACAAAUGAAAAUGCUCCUGUCCAGGGACUGAUGAGUUUAGAGCGAGCACAGCUCAGCUGGGGGGGCCAGCCCCUGGCGGUGCCUGCCGGCCCUCUGCUGCAGCCCGGCUCCGGCCGGCACUCAGGCUCUCUCUGCCGCAGGCAGAGCCCAGCGCCGUGGCCAGCCAGGGAGCCGAUCUCGCAGGGCCGUGAGGAGUUCUCGGCACCGACACCAGGUGAGCCACCGAGACACUGGCUGCACCUCAACAUGCUCUUUCCGUCUGAAAAGUACGAGAAACUGACUUCUCUGUUGUGGAACUCACGUGCUAGUAAAACACUGCGAAUCCUUACCGACAGCACGGGUAAAGUAGCACACACCUGCUCUCCCGAGGGGAAUCCAAACCUGGCAGGGUUUGUGCAAGGCGGUUUUCUCUCUUUUAUUCUCCGAGCUGUAUGUGCAGCUUUCUUGGAGAGGUUUGACAGCGCCAAGUCCUACGGGAGAGACCAGGAAGAUGUGUGACAAGUGUGUGACACAGGUGUAAGGAAUCCGCUCGGGCAGGUGUUCCAGGUGCAGACAGGUCGUGUCCGAACAGGCAGUCACGUCGGGUUUGGUACCGCGUGUCACCCCCAGCCCAGCUCCCGGCUGCGGACAGAAGCAGCGGCUCCGGGGCUCGGCAGGCGCGGAGCGCCGGGACGGCGGGACCAGGACCGAGCCGCCUCCGGCUGCCCGGUGAGAGCCGCCCUGGCUCCGCUCCCGCACAGCGCCCGCAGCGCGGCCCGGGCGGGCACGGGACAAGCGGCAGCCGCGGGCCGGGCGGGGCCGGGCGGAGCCGCACCCGAGGCCCCAGCGUCGCCCUGGAGACGGCCGGGCACGAACGGGCCGGGCUCGAACGGGCCGGGCACGAACGGGCCGGGCACGAACAGCCCGGGCACGAACGGGCGCCGGGCAUGGACGGGCCGGGCCGGGCCGCCGAGCCCAGCGUAGCGGCGGACGAUGGCGCGGGCGAGCCCCGCUGGUCCCCGGCCCCCGAGAAGAGCACAGACCGCCCGGCAGAGCCGCGGUGCGGGACACCAUCGGCCGGCCCGCAGCCGACCCCCACGGGCCUGCCCACCCUCCUGGCCUACAGACCCGAGUCCUCGCAGGCAAACGUACACCACGAGGCAGAGGAGGAUGCUGAGCCAACCUGCGAGUACUGCGGCAACCCGCUGAGGCCGUUCCCCUUCUGCGAGGACGGGGCUCUCUCCGAGCACCAGGAAGACGUAAGCUGGCGGGAGGGACGAGCGGGGUUUGCUGUGGAGCGGCCGCGCUCACGGCUCCGCUCUCUCGCCUUCCAGAGAUUCUGCUGCCAGCGCAGCCGAGAGCUCUACGAGUUCAUCGUGAGGGAGAGGAAGAGGCUCGAGGAUGCCAGCAGCCUUCCCAGAGCUGUCAGCACCCAGGAAUCCCUCGGCUCCGAAGCCAACCUGCUGCUGCCAAAGGAGCAAGACAGCCACAGGCAGCAGAAGAGACACCUGGCCAGAGAGUUGGCUGAGCAGUCUUUAAGGCUGAGUGCCAUUAAAGGGUCACAGCAAGCUGGAUUCGUUUCCUACGAGCCUUCCCAGGAACUCGCAUCUCCCGAAGGCGGGACACCAGUGCCUCUUGCAAGCGCAGCCGAGCCCAAGCCUGAGCCCGAGCCCCAGCCCAAGGAGAAGCCCAAGCCCGAGCCCGAGCCCCAGCCCAAGGAGAAGCCUGAACCGGAACACCGGCCCGAGGAGGAGCCCGAGGAGGAGCCCUGGCCUGAGGAGGAGCCCAAGGAGGAGCCCCGGCCCGAGGAGGAGCCCGAGCUGGAGCCCCGGCCCGAGGAGGAGCCCGAGCUGGAGGAGCCCGAGUCGCGGCCUGGAGAGGAGCCCGAGCUCCAGGAAGAGCCCAAGCAUGACAAGAAAGCCGCGUCGCGCAGCGUCCUCUGCUACGAGUUCAGUCUGCUGGGGAAGAAGGUGGGGAAGGGUAAAUUGGUGCAGAAGUACUACAAAAAUGGAAAGAAAUUCCUUACCAUGCUCCCAGACGGAACCUCGCAGUUAUUCUAUCCAUCUGGAAACCUGGCCAUCAUCAUUACACAAGCCAGAGACCAGCUGAUGUGCAUAGUACAGGAAGACGAGCGAAGGACAGCCAAAAUCCGAGCACUGUUUCAGUCUGAUGGCAGGAGCACAUGCUAUUACCCUACCGGAGAUGAGUGGAUAAAUAUGAGUAUCCAGGGUGGGCAGUAUUUGGACCAAGCAGGCAACAGGGUAAGAAGGUGGAUGUGGCCAAACUUGUCACCGGGACCCCAGGUUCCACUGAGCCCCAUUUUCAUCUCCCUGAACCGUCACGUGGGGGUCAGGAUCCUGGCCCAGGACAAGAUCUUCGUCUCCUUCCUUGCCAUGGGGCGACAAGCAAAACUCAACAUGGGAACCAAAGUACAGGUCAGCACCGACAGCCAGCUGCCUCCUGCAGCCCGGCUGGGUGAGGAUGAGCUCCUGCUGCUUGCCUUCCGCGUGAGGAUCCUGCAGCUCUUCGAAAGGAUGCGGGGAUGCCUCAACUUCCCUUCCAGCGAGCAGUGGAACAAGAUGCAGCCUCCCAUAUACCUCAUCAGCCAGGCCAUGAAGAUCCUGGAGCUCUGCAUGGCUGCUGACAUAAGUGACGAGCUGCGCAGCUCCAUCAAGGCAAUAGUAAACGCCCAGCAGCUCUGACCCGUGUGUGUGUGGUGUAAGGCAGAGUGAGCCAGAGGCAGUGCCUGACGCUGUGGCACCUGCACGUGCUCAGCGAGGUUUCUGCUCCGGCCCUGCCUGCCCUGGUGCAGAGCAAAGGGCAGCCCAGGGCUGAUCCGCACAGCCCCACAUGGCUCUUGCUCAGGGCAGGCGGUACCAGCCCGCAGUGACAGCAGCUUGGUCACGGAGGCACGAGAGGACUUUGCUGGGGCAGAGCAAUGCUCCACAGCAGCGCUCUGCUCCUGAGCAGCCUCCCUUCUGUCUCCAGCCCCCGCUGAGUAGGCACUUCAGCCCCCGGGUAAGGCACAGGGGACACAGGGCACAGCUGAGCCAGGGCUCGGGACAGCGACACAGGCAGGUGUUUGCUCAGGUCACCCACACGGGUACUGCUCUGCCGCUCCUGACGCGGUGGCAUCAGCAGGAAGCCCCAAGAGUUCCUGGAGCCCAUGCCCACGGCAGCUCAGCCAGCUGCAGGUACAAGACAAGGCAGUUCCCUGCGCCCUCAGAGUGCCCAAAGCAAGCGCCCGUGCUUGGCUCCAGAGAGCAGCAGCUGCAGCCCGGCAUGGGCUCUGGUUCAAGCACUGCACACACAGAACUGUCAGAGGGGGUUCAGGGGCUCGUGGUGCUGCAGGCAGCAGUGAGGAACCUCCCAGCCACUCAGAGCUCCUUUGAAUCUGGGG
Messenger RNA from Motacilla alba alba, 6062 nucleotides. It is a transcript of the gene ERICH6, whose product is annotated as glutamate rich 6. Lineage: Eukaryota; Metazoa; Chordata; Aves; Passeriformes; Motacillidae. The record is from RefSeq and is a predicted model, not a curated record. Bases 3610 to 5364 code for a protein of 584 amino acids. The transcript is spliced from 8 exons.